Messenger RNA from Neoarius graeffei (lesser salmon catfish), 1856 nucleotides. It is a transcript of the gene bckdhb, whose product is annotated as branched chain keto acid dehydrogenase E1 subunit beta. The record is from RefSeq and is a predicted model, not a curated record. Gene Ontology annotation, molecular function: catalytic activity. Gene Ontology annotation, biological process: response to nutrient; branched-chain amino acid catabolic process. The coding region runs from base 32 to 1213 and encodes 393 amino acids. Lineage: Eukaryota; Metazoa; Chordata; Actinopteri; Siluriformes; Ariidae. The transcript is spliced from 11 exons.
GGGUUCCUUUUCCUGGUCGCAGUAUUCUGCAAUGGCGGCCGCGGCGCGGUUAUUGCUCGGGAGUGCGGCUCUUAAAGCCUCUAUUUCUGAUGUGUGCACAGGUGUGUACAAUAAUAGUGCAGGAAUUUCACUCCUCAGAGUCUCAGCGAGCUGCUCGUUGAGGCUGAAGACACAAAAAAGACAUGCGGCUCACUUCACCUUUUACUCUGACCCUGUUUCUGCGAAAUACGGCCCCACAACAAAGAUGAACCUGUUCCAGUCCAUAACAAGUGCCUUGGACGUCACGUUGGCCAGUGAUCCCACAGCAGUAAUUUUCGGGGAAGAUGUAGCCUUUGGUGGUGUCUUUCGAUGCACAGUUGGCCUGAGGGACAAAUAUGGCAAAGACAGAGUUUUUAACACGCCACUAUGUGAGCAAGGAAUUGUGGGAUUUGGCAUAGGAGUAGCUGCUGCAGGAGCCAUAGCCAUUGCUGAAAUUCAGUUUGCUGAUUACAUUUUUCCUGCUUUUGACCAGAUUGUAAACGAAGCUGCCAAGUACCGGUACCGUUCAGGGAAUCAUUUUGACUGUGGGAAACUGACCAUCCGAGCACCGUGGGGCUGUGUGGGCCAUGGUUCCCUCUACCACUCCCAGAGUCCUGAGGCCUUCUUUGUUCACUGUGCUGGCCUUAAGGUGGUUGUGCCAAGAGGUCCAGUCCAAGCUAAAGGGCUGCUCCUUUCCUGCAUUGCUGAUGAGAAUCCCUGUAUCUUCUUUGAGCCCAAGAUCCUUUACAGAGCAGCAGUGGAGCAAGUACCGACCGAAGCAUACCAUAUCCCUCUUUCUCAGGCUGAUAUUGUGCAGGAGGGAAGUGACCUCACCAUGGUUGCCUGGGGAACACAGGUUCAUGUACUGAGGGAAGUUGCUAACAUGGCACAGGAAAAGCUUGGUUUGUCUUGUGAGGUUAUUGACCUUCAGACAAUUUUGCCAUGGGAUAUAGAGACCGUAUGCAAGUCGGUGGUGAAGACAGGGCGGCUGUUGAUCAGUCAUGAGGCCCCAGUGACUGGAGGCUUUGCUGCUGAGAUCUGCACAACAGUUCAGGAGGAAUGUUUCCUAAACCUGGAGGCACCCAUCACCAGGGUUUGUGGAUAUGAUACACCUUUCUCUCACAUUUUCGAGCCCUUCUAUAUCCCGGACAAAUGGAAAUGUUUUGAUGCUGUCAAACGAAUGAUCAAUUACUAGAAUUUGGAAACAAUGAACUCCUCACAGAUGUGGUUGCUACUCUUGUUGACUAAAAGACAACUCAUGAGGAUGGAUGAACACCAACUAAAUCUUCAGAACUUCAGUGGUCAACGAUGUGGAACAAUAUUCAUGAACACUAAAAUGCAGAUAACUAGUAUAUGCCCUUGAAUUACAUUUGGUGGCUGAAUGUUUCCCUUUUUUGCUGUUACAUUGUGAUUACCUAUGUUUAGUCUUUGUCACACUGAAUUCUGGGUGUUUUGGUUUCCUAACAAAUUAAAGACAUUGAACAUACUGUUAGACAGUGUUAGAAACUUCCCAUUUAUUCCACCAGUAUUGGUGUGUUUUUGCUUUAAAACCUUCAUCAGCCUAACUGUUUAUUAUAGCAUCUUAACUGUUUAGAUCAGGUGUUGCUAAAAGGCUGGAAACAUAAAUUGUAUCUCUGUUUUCUUAAUUCACUAACAUCAAAAUUGUCACAUUGAUGGCACUGAAUUAGUUUUAAAUCCUGAGCAUUAAGAAUAUCUGAGUGAAACCAAUUACAAUCCUGAUGGUAUAGGCACCCCAUUGGUUGACACUCAGUUUUUCUGCCAGAGUUACAGAUGUUUUAUCAAAUGUUAUAAAUAAAUUGGUCCACCCUGUAGAUUUA